Molecule: messenger RNA, 2810 nt
Organism: Stylophora pistillata
Lineage: Eukaryota; Metazoa; Cnidaria; Anthozoa; Scleractinia; Pocilloporidae
Product: telomerase Cajal body protein 1
Biological process (GO): Cajal body organization
Cellular component (GO): Cajal body
Molecular function (GO): RNA binding; protein binding
Source: RefSeq, a predicted model, not a curated record
UCUCACGGUCAACAUGGCGGCCUUGUCGGACAAGGUGAUUGCACAAAGUUAUUCAAUCACUAGAAAGUGCCGUUGUAAGAUAAAGUAAUGUCUGUUGUUCGUCAUGAUACUGAUCCCGGUGAGCCACCUGAGGCUCUUAAAGUUAAAAAUGUGGAUGACCGUUCGACUCUUUCUCAAAACACUACAUCUGAUCCAAAGAAUGAACAGGCCAUAUCCGUGAAGAAUUCAACAAGUUGUGUAGUCGACAACAAUGGAGUCGCACAGCAGGUUGAAGUUCAAACAGAACAUCCGAUUUCUACUGAUGUUGAGCAGGAUGCCAAUCGAAAUGAAGAUAAUGGCGUAAGAACAAGUGACAGGCACUUGUUGAACUCAAAAUUAAGUGUUCAGAAAGAGAGCUCUGCUGACUGCGAGCUGAACAGCACUAGCUCUCGAGAACAACCUUCUCAAGAUCAGGAAGAAAUCUACGAGAUCCGUGAGAACUAUUUUCAUCAAGAAGAAAAGGAAGGUGUGAAUGAUUCAAAACCAAAAAGUUGCGAGGAGGAAGCCAAUGACACCAUAGAAGGAAUGGAAUUAGAAGACACCUACAAGUACCAAAUAUACUCUGCAGUUCAUUACAACUUUAAUUUUGUUCCACAACAAGUAACAGGAGCUUGGGAAGACUUCGAUGGCUCAGCUUCAAACUUUCUCAAGGGUUGCAAGUGGUCUCCUGAUGGUACAUGUAUACUGACCAACAGUGAUGACAACACCCUCAGGAUAUUUAACCUUCCUGUGGAAUUGUACAGUGGGAAUGCUGUGCAAGGAUUAUCAGAAAUGGUAUCAGUCUUACAGAUGCACGAGGGAGAGACAGUCUAUGACUACUGUUGGUAUCCAUUUAUGUCAUCACUUGAUCCUGACACUUGCUGUUUGCUGAGCAGCAGCCGUGAUCAUCCUAUCCAUAUGUGGGAUGCUUUCACAGGAGCAAUAAGGUGCACCUACAGAACCUACAAUCACUUGGAUGAAGUGGUUGCAGCAAAUUGUGUGUCUUUCAACUUAGAUGGCAGUCAAAUCUACUGUGGCUUUAACAAGAUGGUCAGAGUAUUUGAUACAACAAGACCUGGGAGAGACUUCCAGGAAAGACAAACUACAGUUAAAAAGGAAGGUCAUGUUGGAAUCAUCUCCUGUAUUGCAUUUAGUCCUGACAAUUCUGGAGUGUAUGCUUUGGGAUCCUACUCAAAAUCAGUUGGUGUCUACUCUGAUACCGAUGGUGAGCUUAUUUUUCUACUCCAAGGACAGCAGGGUGGAGUAACCCAUGUUAUGUUCUCUCCAGAUGGGACAAAGCUCUACAGUGGUGGGAGAAAGGAUAAUGAAAUUCUCUGUUGGGAUGUGAGAAAUCCUGGAAAAGUUCUGUAUUCCAUGAUGCGCUCAGUGGAUACGAAUCAGAGAGUUUAUUUUGAUAUUGACAGAUCUGGUCAAUACAUAAUUUCUGGAAAUGGUGAUGGUAUUGUUACUGUCUGGGAUUCAACUCUUUCCCCAGUUGAUGAUUCCUCAAACACAGAAGCUAUCUUGCAACCUGUUAUGACAUUUGUUGGACAUGGAGACUUGACAAAUGGAGCCUGUUUCCAUCCCAGUCUUCCUCUUUUGGCUACAACCUCUGGACAACGUCACUUUGUAGAGCCUGAGAAUGACAGUGAUGAUGAAAAUACGAUGGACCAAGAAAUGAAGAUGCACGGUGAUAACUCACUUAGAAUCUGGGCAGUUGGUGGACAGGAGGUGGGUCUGGAAGUGGGUCAAGAGUACAACUAGGACUGUCAGAAACCAAUGUCUCUCUUCAAGGGAACAUCCUCAGUAUGGUAUUCAGACACUGGGAUGAGAUCAGUGACAACGUAUUUACGUACAAGGAGUGCUUAUACUUGUAUGCGACAUCCUAUCAAAGAAGAAAGAGAGCAGAUGCAACUCAAAAGGCGGAAAUGGAAGGAAAAAGCAGGAAAUAAUGUGGAGUAGAAAAUUGUUUCUAGAGUAGAAUGAAACAUUUCUUGGCAGAGUAGAAAUUUGUAUGGACAAAUUUGUCACUAAAGGAAACUGAAAUAUUUUAAGGAAGAUCUCAGGCUGACUUUGCCAAACAUGAAAGCAAACUAAAACAGAUGGCUUGUUAUGGAUUCACAAAAUUGUCUGAGUACAACCUUGAGAAAAGAAUGUUACUUUGUGAGGAGAAAACAACAUAAACCUUCCAUGCAUCAAACAUUUCCCUAAGGACUAAAGAAAAAAAACCAUUGUUUACGUAAUCAAUCAUGUAUAGUGAUGUAGGUUCAUGAUCACCUAUAAUGUAGUAAAUACUAACACAGUAGAAGAAGACUAAGGGCUGUUUUGAUGUUAUGACAAAAUACAUACAAAUUAUUUGUUGCUGUCCAUUAAUACUCUUUGUAGAACAUAAGUUUCAUUUAAUUCUUGAUAUUGUAGAAAGUACUAAGAAGUUACUGAACCCUUUCAAUUCUAAGAUAUAGAUGUCAACUCUCUUUACUGCCUGAGGUAGAUUUUCAUACGCUUUUAGCUCUGGGUAUUUUUUUUAACAAAUCAAAUAUGACACUUUGGUAUAUUUUUUCAUUCUCCUUAUCACCAUACUGUUCCAAAAUGUAUUAGAUGUUGAAAGAAAAAAUUCCUUUUGGUCACAUCAGGGAAUGAAAGGAAUUGUAGAAGUUUGCGUUAGCUUCCAAGUUCUAGUUCUUGGAUUUCCUUUAUGAGUGACGCCUCUGCUGCCACCUUAUCAAGCUGUAAGGAGUUAAAAGAAAACUGUAGUCAGAUGUCACGUAGAAAAUUAAAAUAACUAAAUGGUC